AUGGUGCUCGACAUUUUGGCUUGUGCAACUGGCUUGUGGUUUGGUUUGCACAGGGGGCGCAAAAAAUGGAAUGCAAAGACAAAGUUGGCCGCUGCAGUAGAAGCUGCCAAUCCUGACGAGAUGCUCAAGGCAUGUGAUGAGGUUGAAGCCUCUGGUGCAAAUGCUACUGGUGUGCCUGCAGUUCGUCACAUGGCCAGUGUGCUGGGAAGGUUUGCCACUCUAUGUGAGCCCGAUGAAAAUGAAAUAGAGAAAGCCUGUGGUGAUGCUGAAGCUGCAGGUGUGCACGAACAGCAUGUGCAGGCUUUUCGGCAAAAGGCUUGCAUGAUUCACAGAGCUUUGCGAAGAUUGGCGGCUGCUGAACACUCAGGCGACGCAGUCGAAAUGCACGAGGCGUGUGACGAGGCCGAGUCGUCUGGUGCAGCUGCAGGUCGUGUGCAUGCAGUUCGACUGAAGGCAAACAUUAACAUAAUUCGUGCUGCUGACGAAGUGAAUUCUCAACAAUUGGUGGCAAUAUGCUUCGGCCUGAAAGGUUUACAUGCGAAAUUCGGAGCUGAAGAUAGUUUGCACUUGCUAACUCCGCUUGCAGCUACGCUUGCAACGCUGCAGAGCAAGUUGAUAGUUGAUAGCAAAUGUGUGAGUUGCGGCGAAGCUGUGCUUGAAAGCCAGGCGCCAGUAUGCUCACAAGGCACACAUUCCUUGUGUCCAUCAUGCUUUGAGAAGUAUGCUCGUGCGGAGCAAGACCAGCCAGAGGCUGUGAUUCGUCAACGGGGUGCUUUUCUUUUGUGCCCCUGCAGAGCGCCUGCCGAUGCUUGUUGCAACGGUUCUUUCAGCGAGCAGACAAUGGCCAAGUACUUGCCUUCAGAGCUCUUUGACACACAUAUGGCCCUGCAGCGACAGCAAAUCCGUGCAGAAGAGCAUGCGAAGGCAAACCAGAUGCUCAGCAAGCUGGCAGCAGAAUGGGAGCGGCAGGUGCCAGGCCUGUCGGAGGAGCUGCUUGCAAAUCAGAUGAAAGCAGCUUUGCCCGGUGCACAUCAGUGCGGGCAUUGCGGCUUUGGACCGGUGCUGCAUGACCACUGCGACAAUUUGAGCACCCACCACCAUGAAAGCCGUGGCAGGACUCGAAUCAGCAAUGCUUGUCCAAGUUGUGGUCAUUUCAGUGGCAAUAUUUCGGGCUGGCCACGGUGGGAUGGCCGAAUUUGCCACCUUGCCCAAGCGCGCAGCACAAAGGACAGUAGAAUCUGGAAAGAGCAGAUGCGGCGUGACUAUGAACUGGCAGUGCGAAUAUCCCAAACAGCCUAG
Molecule: messenger RNA, 1299 nt
Organism: Symbiodinium necroappetens
Lineage: Eukaryota; Dinophyceae; Suessiales; Symbiodiniaceae
Source: the annotation of a GenBank genome assembly